Molecule: messenger RNA, 2921 nt
Organism: Punica granatum (pomegranate)
Lineage: Eukaryota; Viridiplantae; Streptophyta; Magnoliopsida; Myrtales; Lythraceae
Source: RefSeq, a predicted model, not a curated record
GUAGAUGGAACCAAAUUGGCUGCGGUCAACUUCUCCGGGCGAGAAGGAUGCCCGGAAGAACCAUUAUAAGCUUUAAGCCUUUUAACACCUCUCCCACUAAGAUUCUCAUCAGUUAAUUGAUUCUCCAGCGAGUCAUGGCUCCGCCGUUGCCUAUCCUCCAUCUCCUCCUCCUCCUCCUCCUCCUCCUCCUAUCUCUUCGGCUCUCAUCCUCAGAUCUGCUGAGCCUCAGAAGGGGCUCCUCCCUUUCCGUCGAGAACCCCUCCGACGUCCUCGUCUCGCCGGCUGGAGCCUUCUCCGCCGGGUUCUUCGGGGUCGGCGAAAACGCCUACACUUUCGCUAUAUGGCACGGCGGGCCUAACUGCACCGGCCCCAGCUGCGUCCCCGUCUGGAUGGCCAACCGCGGCGUCCCGGUCAACGGGAAGGGCUCGAGGCUGUCCCUGACGGACAACGGGAACCUAGUCCUGUCCGACGCCGGCGCCUCCACGGCGUGGUCUUCGGACACCGUUCCCUCCAAGGCGGCGAGGUUGCAGCUCAACGACACGGGGAACCUCGUCCUUGCUGGGGAGAACGGCGAGGCUCUUUGGCAAAGCUUCGAUUUUCCCACCGACACUCUUCUCCCGACGCAGGUCAUGAAGAGGGACACCGUUGUCAUCUCUUCCCGAAGCAGGUCCAAUUACUCUGAGGGCUUCUACUCGCUCUACUUCAACGACGAUAACGUUCUCCACCUCAUCUUCAAUGGCCCCACCUUUUCCAGCAGCUACUGGCCCUUCCCGUGGGCGCGGCCCCAAGAUCUCGGCCGGUUCGUCUACAACAGCAGCAGGUCCGCGGUCCUAGAUCCGCUCGGCUACUUCUUGUCCUCUGACGAGUACAAGUUCUACUCUUCCGACUAUGGAGUAGUCAUACCCCGAAGGCUGACGGUUGAUCCUGAUGGGAAUCUGAGGGUGUACAGCCUCGAUACGGCUACUAAAAACUGGUCGGUCUCGUGGGAAGCCUUCUCCAACAUCCCUUGCUUCAUCCAUGGAGUUUGCGGCAAUAACAGCCUGUGCAGCUAUGAUAGGACUCUAGGCCGGAGCUGCUCCUGUGUCCCUGGAUAUGAAAGGGUGGACCCCGACGACUGGUCCUUGGGGUGCAGGCCGACUUUCGAGCUCUCUGAUAGCUGCGGCAGUGAUGUGGGGUUCGUGAAGGUCCUCUAUGUAGACUUCUAUGGAUAUGAUUAUGAUACCGUCCCGAACACGACCCUCGACAAUUGCCAGAAAAUGUGCGCUGAGUCCUGCAGCUGCAGAGGCUUCCAGUACACCUUGUCUAGCUCCGAUACCCAUGACGCCUAUGACUGUUACCUGAAGAUCGAGCUACUUAACGGGCACAAUCUCCCGAGCUUCUCGGGCGAGUUCCACCUGAAAGUCAAUAAGUCGGUCACCUUCACCACAGAUCAGCUUGAGAGGCGGACGCGAUACAACUGCACCGGGGUACAGAAGGAAGUGCUUGACAGGAGGUACCCUCAAAAGGGCAAGAAUGGGGUCGUCAACUUCAUGCUCUGGUUUGCCAUUGCAGUUGCAGCAAUCGAGAUUCUUGUCGUUUUUGUGGUUUGGUUCUUCUUCUUCAGGAACCAGCAGGAUAUCACAGCAGCGAGCCACAGUUACUUUCUUGCAGCUACUGGGUUUCAGAGGUUCACUUACGAUGAGCUCAAGAAGGCCACUAAGAACUUCAGCCAAGAGAUCGGGAGAGGAUCAGGAGGGAUUGUAUAUAGAGGCGUUUUGCCCGAUAAUCGUGUGGCAGCAGUAAAGCUAUUGAAUGAAGCAAUUACGGGAGAGGCUGACUUCCUAGCCGAAGUGAGUACAAUCGGGAAGCUUAACCACAUGAACUUGAUCGAGAUGUGGGGAUACUGUGCAGAGGGAAAGCACAGGCUCUUGGUUUACGAGUACAUGGAACACGGGUCAUUAGCAGAGAAUCUCUCAUCCCAGGAGCUUGACUGGAGGAGAAGGUCCGAUAUUGCACUAGGGACUGCAAAGGGGUUGGCUUACUUGCACGAGGAGUGCUUGGAGUGGGUCCUUCACUGUGAUGUGAAGCCUCAGAACAUACUCCUGGACUCGGAAUAUCAUCCCAAGGUUGCGGAUUUUGGACUCUCUAAACUGAUGGAUCGAGGGAAGGGCACAAACUCGGACUUCUCGAGGAUAAGAGGGACCCGAGGUUACAUGGCUCCUGAGUGGGUUUCGAACCUGCCAAUUACAGCAAAAGUGGAUGUCUACAGCUAUGGGAUUGUGAUGCUGGAGCUGGUGACCGGAAUGAACCCUGCCACGAGCGUGCACUCCCUUGAGGGUAGAGGGGACGUGAAGCACAUCAGGCUCGUUACUUGGGCCAGGCAGAAGAUGCAGGAAUCAGCAUCGAACCCCUCUGGGGUAGACGAGAUGGUGGACCCAAUCCUUGAGGGGAAUUACAACAGGAAGAAGAUGGAGAUCCUUAUUCAAGUUGCUCUGCAGUGCGUGGCAGAGGACAAGGACACAAGGCCCACCAUGGGCCAAGUCGUGGAGAUGCUCCUACGGCACGACAACAAUGAUCUGUAAUUCCGGCAGCUGCUCCCGUUCUGGGGAUGGACAAUUGUGGCUCUUUCGAUUUUGUGGAACCUAAAAUUCACUUCCUUCAAUGUAAAACCUGAAUGAUUAUCGAGAGUGUUUGGCGACAUGAAAAUGUAGAUUGAUACGGGCUCAUACCACCUGAGGGAAGAAUCAGAAUACGCAACUAUGAUGAUCUCUCGGUCUCAGCUUAUGAUUUCCGUGUAGGAAACCGAAUUUAAUGCUGUAAUUAGCUUCUUGAAAGCAAUAAGUUUUGGAGCGGUAGUGUGAUUUUUAUGUGUGUAUGCACACAUUGUGAUCCAAUUAUUCUAUAUCCAACAUAUGCUCAUCAGAUGGAAUUCUCUGUUUCAA